Messenger RNA from Neltuma alba, 1487 nucleotides. RefSeq lists its product as uncharacterized. Lineage: Eukaryota; Viridiplantae; Streptophyta; Magnoliopsida; Fabales; Fabaceae. The record is from RefSeq and is a predicted model, not a curated record. Bases 15 to 245 code for a protein of 76 amino acids. The transcript is spliced from 2 exons.
UCUCAGGAGAGACCAUGGGACUUACGAAUUUCAUGCUCACUGUGGCCGGUGUUGGCGCCGCUUUUCUUCUGCUCAGGACUGAUGUGAGGCAAUCGGCGGCUAUUUUCAGGCGCAACGUCAAGCACAUCCGCAACUGGCUGGAAGAAGAAACUGCCGCUUCAUCGAAGGCAAUGGAUAAGUCCUCUCCAAAGGAACUUGAAUCGAAGCUUCCUCCUAAAGACACUCCCAAGGAGGACAGGCACUAAUGCUUUUGCAAGUGGUGGGGGUGUUUAUUGCGGUCAUCUUGUUGUAUGUAUUUAAUUAUCCUUUUUCUUUAAAUUUUGAGUUUUUGAGAGCUUGCAUUAACUUUCUGGUGAAACGAUUCUUCAUCUAUGUUUAUUCGUAGAAUCUGUAGUCUUGUAUAUAUCUUUCAAGAAGAAAGGUAUUCCAUUUCCACCCAACGAAGCUCCACUUCUCAUAAGCAUUUGCGCUUGAUUGAUUGAAAAUGCUGAGAAUUUUAUUUUGCAGCCUCAGAAUGUUUCAACUUUCAGUUUGCUGUCUUUUUUCUUCACUGCCCAAAGGUGACAUAUUAUUCCACCGCAGAGGCAUGCACAUGUCUUGGAAGGAGAAUCAAUUUGCCCUGACCCGUAUCUGAGUUAUGCUCACUCACCCUUGCAUUCCAUUUUGCGGGAUGAAACGUGAUAUUUUUAAAAGAAGGGUAAAUGUUACUUCUGUCAUGAUGUCUGGCUUUCGCAAUAAUCCUAGGGUGAAAUAAUUCUUACUCCUCCUUGUCCCCAAUACCAUGAUGCGAAAACAUGAGUGAGGCUUAUAGCUAUUACUCAUAUUUUCAAUAAAAUCAAUGGUAAUGUGAAGUGGUCUUGGAGGCGAUGGUUGAACGAAUAGCUGCCAACAUACGGCCUUUUUAUUUUUUAACUCAAUGCCGAAUUAUGCCACUCAUGUUAUGUUCCUUGCAGGAAAAUACAAAGGAUCAUCUAGAUUCCUCAGUAGUUUUCUGCCUUGAGUAGCUAGUUUCCUUCCUCUUAACAAUUUAAUGGUGUGUGACAGUGUUUUGCUUUAACUAGCCUUUUCUGAGUGCGGACACCCAUCAGUUUGGCACUGUGUAUUAUAAGUAUCAAGUAUGUAUUUCCUAAGCUUUGUGUGCGUCAUCAAAGAUUGAUGAUCUUGUGUGUGUCAUCAAAACCAAUCGGAAUCCUCACAGCAGAAGGGGACAAGAUAGGAGUGGAGAAGUUGAAGUGCAGAGUUAGAUGAUGCCAAAUCCGCUUGGACCUAUCAGUAAUUUUCUCUUUUGAUUAUGUAUCGUUCAUUGAAAUCAGUGCACUCCACUUAAUAUAAAUUGUAUGUUGUAGUCUAUAAUCCACUUCAUUAUUUUAUUCUUUACUUGUGUAAUAUGUAACAAAACUAUUAAAUAAGCAUAUUACGAAGAUAAGAUGAGAGAGACAAUGUAAAAUUAUUUUAAUUGCAAUGAGAUCAUUAACUAUUUUAUGUCA